AUGGACCCUCCUUUGAAUCUCACCAUUCCAUGGCUCGUCUCCAUACCAUCCGUCAUUAUCCUUCAUUAUUCACCAAAUGCACAGAUAAGCGAGAUGCUUGGUCAGAGUGCCCUCAAGCUGACUACCCAUGGAUGGAUUCAUCAGCAUAAAUCGGCAGGACGAUGGAGAUUGCUUCAUCCUUCAAGACACACAAAGCCGUUCAACAUAAUCGGUCGGCUAAAGCCGCUCUUCUCGCAUGGCUUCGGUUCCUCUCGUAUUCCGUCUCCGUCUUAUGCAUUCAAGAGCGUGCAUCCUUGUGCACCAAGGCCAUUCCACCAACCAUAUGCCUGA
This is a messenger RNA of Aspergillus luchuensis, 330 nucleotides long. RefSeq lists its product as uncharacterized. The transcript has a single exon. The record is from RefSeq and is a predicted model, not a curated record. Bases 1 to 330 code for a protein of 109 amino acids. NCBI's taxonomy places the organism in Eukaryota, Fungi, Ascomycota, Eurotiomycetes, Eurotiales, Aspergillaceae.